Molecule: messenger RNA, 2766 nt
Organism: Gaeumannomyces tritici R3-111a-1
Lineage: Eukaryota; Fungi; Ascomycota; Sordariomycetes; Magnaporthales; Magnaporthaceae
Exons: 5
Coding region: 1-2766 (921 amino acids)
Source: RefSeq, a predicted model, not a curated record
AUGGAUCGCAGCAUCCCCCACGACAAGCGGUGGCCCUUGCUGAAGGACAUCAUCAUCAACCUCUUCAUCGGACGGGAUCUCAAGAUCGCCGAUGUCGCCAAGCAUAUGAAGGAGGCGUAUGGGUUCGACGCACAGCUAGCACACUACCGCUACCGGUUCAAAUCCUGGAACGUCCACAAGCGCACCACCGCUCUCGAGAAAGACAAGAUCAUCCAGCGUCACAUCAAACGUGGUCGUGCGGGCGCAAGCACUUCCGACAUCGCGCUUGUCAAAGGGGGCAUCGAGAAGCCCUUCUCAGAGAAGGCCAAGGCGCAGCUACGGAGGUAUGCAAACGAGAAGAGCAAAAUGGGGGCUGCUUCGCUGCCUGCCAUCGUUCCGGGUUUCAUCCUGAAAUGGGACUUUCCAUACCAUGCCCUCCUUUCGACAGGCAGUGGCCCUUUCGAUCAUACGUCGCCUUCCGCGUCCACGCCUCCCUUUCUCACAGUAAACAGCCCUCCCGCGGCGGCUCCAUCGCCUGGUCGGCCCGUCAAUGCCCCCUCGCCUACUGCUCUGGCCUUGCGGAAGAUUGGAUCACUCGACCACGUCGGCAUGUUUCUCCAAGGGCGGUCAAUGGAGCUGCUGAAGUCCCUUAGCCCAGUCGAGCAAAAAGCCGCUUCGGUGUGGUUUCAUGACCUGUUUCUCUUCUCCUUCAUGUCAGCCAAGUACUUUGGCAAAGGGCCUACUCGCUGGGAUGCGGGCCUUAUCGCCGCAAGAAGCCUUGGAUCCCAGUUUGCCGGCGCCAGCCCAUCGCCCCGACCAGCUCAUGCCUUGACAGGGACACCCAAAUCAGCAACCUCUUUCGACGAUCCAAAGCCACCGACAAUGCUUUGUCGAUGGUCCAUCCAUUACAAGCCCGAAGUUGAUGAGCGUCACAUUGAAUGGGGCCCAGAUCCAGUCGCCGCCGCAGACUCCCACGCGCAAGAUCUUGACGAUGAGUCGACUUGGAGACCAUGGACCGGGGAAAGCCAGUACCUCCCGGAUGUUAUACAAGAGGGCAUCACUUCUGAAUCGUUUACCCAGGCAACAACAUCCCUCCCGGUAUCGUCUCCGAUUGUGUCGGAGGCUUUGAGCAAAUCACCUGCCCAACUCGAAGUCGAAGCAAUUGCCUUGGGGAUAAUAUGUGGAAACCUCGAGAGUUGUCGUGGCCUUUUGGAGGACCAAGAAGAGGAGAAGCGCAAGCUAUUGGUCGAAAUACACCCGUUCCACCUGGCUGCUACAAACCUGCGUGGUACAAAAGGUUGCUGCGGGAUCAUGCGCGACCUCACCAUGAUGCUGCAAGAUGAUCUGUCCGUCGGAAUGCUGUACCGAAACGGCAACGGCCACACGAUUCUCGACAGUUUGAUGGUUACCAUACUACGAUCUCACACAUCUGCUAGACCCGCACUGGUUUGCAGCUCCUUUGACAGACCAGAGAGAUUCCCUGGAGAAGGCAUUGACAUUUGCGGAAGAUUCGACCUGGACUCGCCCUGCACUCGUCAACUUUUCGCAUCUGGCCAAAUCGCAGUCCCUAUGUCCUGGAAGCACGUCUUCUGCCAUACCUCGGCUCAGGCAAUCUGCCAUACAAUCAUAGCAAUAUUCUCGCGGCCCUGGAGCCCCAAGAUCAACACACCUUCCGGAAUCUUUAUCAGAACCUGCAGCUGCUGUCACAAGCUGCUCGUGCCAACCCCACUACACACCCUUGUCGUGGUUGCAUACCUCCUAGCAACACAAGGAUCGCCAGGGGAGACUUUGUUUGGCGCGAUCGCGGUUCUUUCCUGCAUGCUAGCGCUAGGUACAGAUCCGCUAGAGGAAUCCGACCUUUCACAUCAACUCAUACUAUCCGGAUGCGCUGCGCGUUCUACAACGGAGCAGUGUGAGCAUGCCCCUGCAACACCUCUGCGCCUCGCUCAUGCGCUCCAUAGAAGCUCGACCGGUCCGUGGGCACCCGAAUCCCGUCUCGGUUGGGACAUCUUUGUCAAGGUUUUGGCUGAGGGAGAGAAAGCACGUGGCCCUACUUCAUCUCCGAUGUCCACAUGUAGCCACAUCGAUUUCGAUACUGGUGAAUACUGGGCUCAUAACCACUUUUGCGGGAGUCCACAGUUAGGGCAGCUGUGGGCUGCGGUGCAAGCGGAACUGGUUACCUACAGAAGGCUUGAUGAGGACCAGCCAUGGCUCUCACCCCAUUUCGACCUUCAGCUUCUGCAAACGGACUCGACUGCUGCACUCGACGCGUCCGGCCUCCCGCUAAUCGCAAAAGGGAUGCUGAAAGAGUGUACCCCGUGUGGUUGGGUUGUGUCCCGGUGGCUUCGUGUGUCAGAGGCGAAAGCAUUUCUCAUACCCUCUGCCCAGGACAUUUGUUCAUAUUACUUUAUGAACAUGGACAGCUGGAAAAGAACGGAUUUUUGCGAACCAUGGAACCCUAACACCUUUUGUAUCGAGAGAGAGAAAGGCUCAGAAUCUAGCAACUCAGAGCAAUCCAGCCACGAUGAAGACAUGUCGGACGAGGGGGGCCAGAACGAGGAGAUGGUGGACGGGGACGACGCUGCCCCCCACGACGGCCAGGAUGAGAAUAUGAUGGAUGUUGAUGCGCUACCCCCCAGCGACGGGCAGGAAAGCAACGGGUAUCACUUCGGUCAUCAAGGGGGAGGGGGCGACGUAAUGUGCACGACGUGGCCGGUGCACGAGGCGACGUCGCCCGUUGCCGUGGGCGGUGCAGUUCCUGGGCCUAUCAGGUCGGGGCUAACGUAA